This is a messenger RNA of Suricata suricatta (meerkat), 3885 nucleotides long. RefSeq names its product glypican 5 (gene GPC5). Gene Ontology annotation, cellular component: cell surface; extracellular region; plasma membrane. Gene Ontology annotation, biological process: cell migration; positive regulation of canonical Wnt signaling pathway; regulation of protein localization to membrane. Lineage: Eukaryota; Metazoa; Chordata; Mammalia; Carnivora; Herpestidae. The record is from RefSeq and is a predicted model, not a curated record. The transcript is spliced from 8 exons. The coding region runs from base 50 to 1768 and encodes 572 amino acids.
CGCGGGAACAGCGGGGUCCGCUACGUGGGAAGGAGCGACUAGGACACUGAUGAUGGAUGCGCAGACCUGGCGCGCGGGCUGUUGCUGUCUCCUCCUUCUGGCUCUCGUUGGGUCUACUCGGAGCGAGGGCGUGCAGAGCUGCGAGGAAGUUCGGAAACUUUUCCAGUGGCGCCUGGUGGGAGCUGUCAAGGGGCUGCCGGAUUCGCCGCGGGCAGGACCUGAUCUACAGGUUUGCACGUCCAAAAAACCUACCUGUUGCACCAGGAAGAUGGAGGAGAGAUACCAGACUGCAGCUCACCAAGAUAUGCAGGAAGUCCUUCAGUCAUCCAGCUCCACGUUAAAGCUUCUAAUAUCACGAAACGCCGCUGCUUUUCAAGAAACCCUCGAGACUCUCAUCAGACAAGCCGAGAAUUACACCAGUAUCCUUUUCUGCAACACCUACAGAAACAUGGCCUUGGAGGCUACGGCUUCAGUUCAGGAGUUCUUCACUGACGUGGGGCUCUAUUUGUUUGGCACAGAUGUUAAUCCUGAAGAGUUUGUAAACAGAUUCUUUGACAGUCUUUUCCUUCUGGUCUACAAUCACCUCAUUAGCCCUGGUGUGACGGACAGUUCCCUGGAAUACUCAGAAUGCAUCCGGAUGGCCCGCCGGAAUGUUAGUCCCUUUGGUAAUAUUCCCCAAAGAGUGCUGGCACAGAUGGGGAGGUCGCUGCUGCCCAGCCGCACGUUUCUGCAGGCGCUGAAUCUGGGCAUUGAAGUCAUCAACACCACAGACCACCUGCAGCCCUCCGGAGGGUGCAGCAGAGCCGUCCUGAGGAUGCAGUACUGCCCUCUCUGCCAGGGCCUGACUCUCAGCAGACCUUGCCUGGGGUACUGCCUCAACGUCGCGCGAGGCUGCUUGGCACACACGGCGGAGCUGAGUCCGCACUGGCAUGCCUACACCCGCUCCCUGGAAGAGCUGUCGGAUGCCAUGCAUGGAACAUACGACAUUGAACAUGUGCUCCUCAACUUCCACUGGCUUGUCAAUGAGGCCGUGAUGCAGGCUCACCUCGAUGGACAAACGUUAUCGGAACAGGUCAGUAAGAUUUGUGGCCGUCCAAUCAGAGCAGCUACACAAAGCCCCCGUUGUUCUUUUGAGGGAAGCAAAGAGAAGCAUGGGAUGAAGAUCUCUCCAAGAAACAGUGAAGAGACACUUGCCAACAGAAGAAAGGAAUUUAUCAACAGCCUUCGGCUGUACAGGACUUUCUAUGGAGGCCUGGCUGACACGCUUUGCGUCAAUGAAUUAGCUGCUGCUGAUGGACUGCCAUGUUGGAACGGGGAAGAUAUAGUGAAAAGCUAUACUCAACGUGUGGUUGGAAAUGGAAUCAAAGCCCAAUCUGGAAAUCCCGAAGUCAAAGUGAAAGGAACUGAUCCUGUGAUAAAUCAAAUUAUUGAUAAACUGAAGCAUGUUAUUCAGUUGUUGCAGGGUAGGUCCCCGAAGCCCAACAAGUGGGAACUGCAGAUGGGCAGUGGCGGUGGCAUGGCGGAGCAGGUCAGCGGGGAGUGUGAUGAUGAAGACGGAUGUGGGGGGUCGGGAAGUGGAGAAGUCAAGAGGACCCUGAAAAUCACGGACUGGAUGCCAGAGGAGGUGAACCUCAGCGAUGUGAAGCAGAUCCAUCGGACAAGUGGAAGUAGUACUUUAGAUAUAACUGGAUCAGGAUGUUCAGCAGCGACCAACUUCAUGGCAUUUAUGCUGAUGGGUGCGGUGAUGUUACUUCCCUGGCUUUGGUAACUGAAUCCUUCCACCGUGAUACACCUGUCUCAUUGGUGUCUGGAUUUCCCCGUCUUCAUCUGACUGGAAUAAGAAACCUUUUCCAAUAUAACAAUUAUAUUUAUGAAGAGGCAUGUCACACUAAUUUCUUACAAGCCAAGGGGGAACAUUCACAAAUUAUCUAAAAAUGAUAGACUGUUUGAAAACAUGUCUUCUAUGAUUCUAACUUAAAUCUUCUUAAAUUCUAACACAUUAAUCCUGCAAAUGUGAAGAGCACAUAAGUGACUUUGAAUAAGAAGGAUUCAGGAGAUCUGUUAUUUUACCAUCCUCAAUUCUAAACUCUUUUCUUUAUAAAAGCAAAAUGUCUUAAAUUAAAAGUGUAUUUGCAGAACAAUGAAAACAGUAGUGUUUCUCAAAAUACUGGAAUUAGAAUUCCAUUAAAUGAAUCAAAACUAAUGAUGACAAGUAGUGUGCAUGAAUUUUCCAGAGAUUCUUCCAUUUUUUGCAAGCUAUAUGAAGAAAUUACUUGGCAUCUGUAAGUUAUAGAGUAGAUUGUUGAGGAGCAUUUCAUGUAAUUUCACUGAAGAAGCUUGAUAAGUUUUAUCCACUGUAACUUAGCCACUGACAAACCUUAGGUUGAGUAUUUUGGUAGCAUCUGAUCUGUAGUCUAUUAUAUUCAAAGUGCAUCUCUGGUAUCAUGGCUUUGUUCCCUCUCUUUGUCUAAUGAAUUUAGCCAUGUUGCAAACACACACCUGCUCUGGGAAUAUCUCUAAGAAGGCCAUUAGUUAUUUAGUAGAAAAUUUGUAAGUUGAUAUAGUCAUCCGUUCUCAAAAUAUUCUUUGCUACUUUUUAAAAAUCUUGAUAUUAACCAAUUGACUGUCUAUACAUGUUUAAGGUAUUCCUGGAACACCUAAAAGCAUGUACUCAACUGAAAAGGUAGCCUACAAUGCGUUAGCUUUCGCUCUUUUCCAUUUGCACGUUAGCAGAGCUGACAAUCCACAGUUCCCCAUUUCCCAGUUGUGAUAAGAUGUCUCAGCAGACCAUGAAUAGGACAGGUCUAUCAUUAUACUUAAGAAGAAAGCAAUAAGUCAGCUUUUAUUAAGAAGUGUCCCAUCCAGUUGACAGCCAAAAGAUGUUAUCACAAAGUGACAAUAGUGAAGAGAAGGGCUAAAUUUGUAAAAUUUUUAAAAAUCAGAAGGAUUUGAAAUGACCUCUGAGAAGAAGUCAAAGAGGACUCAAUUGACAGCAAAUACUUGCAAGGCAAAAUCAAUCUCUCCAAAUUAGGAAAUAUUACAUGAUCAAACCAUGUUCUCUCCUGAGUUCUAAGUUAACUAAAGGAUCUGACAAUGGUCAAUUUAAACCAUGUUAUGUUUAAACUGCCAAAUCAGAUUUUAUCAUCUGUUUAAACAUACCUCAGAACUGUGUUUUUCCAUCUGCCAAUUCUGGCUGUCAUUUUCCUAGGCUUCCAUUCCAACUCUUAAUGUUCAUUCCAUGAUCUACUUGGUUUACAACUCUUUUGCACCACCACGCUCCACAAAUUAUAAACUUAAACAUAUAUUUGGCUACUCUUUAUUUAAGCUCAGCUCAUUAUUUAAACAACUCAGACAGGUAAUACGAAGUCACCUAUUUGUGACACUUGAGUCCAAGCUGUGACUACUUUGCUCUGGCAAGACUUCUGCCCCAACCUUACAAGAAUUUGGAAGACAAACAUAAAGGUACGGUUCAGCAGACUUAGACAUUUCUGGAUUAAAUUCCAUCAGAGGAGAUAAUUUUAGAAAUGGCAGGAAAUGGAUAAAAGCAGAGUGGUUACAUAGUGAGUAGUAUGAAUAUAUUUUAAUCGGCUAAAGUUUACAUACUCAAAUGGGUGUUGUCUCCCUCUGGGUAGGCACUUUGGAAACCAUACGUAUCAUAGCAGCGCUGCUCUAGCUUCAAAUAUGUGGAGGCUUUUAGAAUUCCUUUAAGAGCCUGAGGUAUAUUGUCUAAUAUUCUCAAUGAGGAUAUUCAUUCUUUAAUGUUCCACUCCAGAGCACCGUACGUUUGCACAGCUCUUCAUAAUUUAAAAAGCUCCUUCAGAUGGAAUAAAGUAUCACAUUUGACCUUCCUCACCCUUCAAGAAUGGGAUCAAUUUUUAGCCAAAU